AGAGCUGUAUGGUUUUGUAUGAUUUUCACUAUGUUUAUUUUCCUUUCUUGCUGGCUGUUUUUUUUUGGGACUCUGUUUCUAUGUGCCCCUUUUGUAUUGCGUAUAUUAAUUUCGAUGAACAGAAAGCGAUCAUACGUGAUAGUGAAUACAAAUUGUUUUGCCGAAAAGUAACGGAAUUUUAUUUAAAUAAAUGUUCAUUUCAGUGUUAAUGGUAUUAACGAUGACGGAUAAAUGUGGAUCAAUUACGCGUGUACAUAUCAAUCAAAUGUGCGAUUAAUUGUUUUCUGAUUGAUUUCAACCGUAUAAUAAAUGCAGUGGUUAUGGUUAUGCUAAUGUAAUGAAUGGAAAUGUAAUACGUAUUAAGUGUGCCAAUUGUUUAUUAAAAGCUCAUUAGUGUGCGGUUCGACUUUUAUUACCAAAUUAGCGAAUACGAACAAUAAUGAAUGUGGUGUUAAAGUGCGGUAAUAUCUGGCUAUGAGACGGUGUUUAACUACUUAAUUGUAACCACAAUUUCAAUAACCAAAUAAUACUAAAAUAAUCAUAACAAUGAUUGAACAACAGCAGUUACCUUUCCCUUUCAUUCCUAUGGAUAUGAAAUGCCAACAAACAACAUCAUCGGAAACGACAACAUCAAUGCUUGCGGCUUUGUGUGGUGGAUGUUGUGGACCAAUCUGUGAUCGUUACAUAAUGAGAGUGGUGGACACAUACUACCAUGAGGGAUGUCUACAGUGCACUCAAUGUGCAGUGCGUUUGAUGCACUCAUGUUUUCAGCGAAAUGGGAAAUUGUAUUGUCGAAUUGAUUAUGAAAGACUGUUCAUCAAAAACCGUUGCCUAGGUUGUGGAGAUCGAAUCAACUCUGAAGAGCUGGUAAUGCGUACAUCAGACAAUGUAUUUCAUCUGAAAUGCUUUUCGUGUGUUGUUUGUGGAAUUCAACUACAGAAAGGUGAACAAUAUGUCGUAAAACAAAGUCAAUUGUUUUGUCGCACGGAUUAUGAGAAGGAAGUUGAAAUGUUACAGGGUUUUAAUGAUGAUUACUUUUCGGAAGAUGUAUUCCCAUCAAAAAUCGAUGGUAGACGAGGUCCAAAACGACCGCGAACCAUACUAAACACACAGCAACGGCGCGCUUUUAAAGCUUCAUUCGAUGUGUCGCCGAAACCGUGUCGAAAAGUCCGAGAGAAUUUGGCCAAAGAAACUGGCUUGAGCUUGAGAAUCGUGCAGGUAUGGUUUCAGAACCAGAGAGCGAAGGUGAAAAAAAUCCAAAAAAAAGCAAGACAAGAAAAUAAAAGUUGCAGUGAAACGGAGUCCUUGGGCGAAUCGUCAAUGGAACACGAUGGUUCUACAAAAAUAAAAGACGAAAAUGAGAGUGAUAAUGAAUCGUAUGUUAAUGGAAAUUUAGAAGCCGACCAGAAAAUGGUGGUCAAAGAGGAAAUGGAAAACGAAGAGGAAUGUUUCAAGAAAGCACUAAAUUUGUGCACAAGUCUGCAAAAUUACAAAGACGAUCCAUCAUCAACCGACAACAUGCAAUUAAAUGCCAUCAUGGGUUUGACGUAUUCGGCAUUUCAAUCGUUAAUGGGACCGCUAUCAUCACCACAAAUACUCAAUCCAAUCGAUCGACUAUAUUCAAUGCAAAAUGCGUAUUUUCGUUGUGAUGAUGGAAAAUUUCAUAUUAACGACGAUAUGGGAAAUUGAUAAAUAAAAUAUUUUUUUUACGUUCAUUUCACUCAAAACUUACUUGAAUGUGUUGUUCCGAAGGGAAAACAAAAAUUUAUAAUUUUUUUGUAUAAAGAAAAACAAAUCCCAUCAAAAGAGCACCAUUGUAAAAUGAAAUUUGUUGUAAGCGAUGGAAGGAGCAAUUUAUUUGUAAAAACAAAACUAUUUACUUAAACAGUGCGUUGUGGCUAUUUAUUAUUACAGUGAAGUGCAAUAUAUGAAACAAAA
This is a messenger RNA of Bradysia coprophila, 1938 nucleotides long. Its product is annotated as LIM homeobox transcription factor 1-beta. Gene Ontology annotation, cellular component: nucleus. NCBI's taxonomy places the organism in Eukaryota, Metazoa, Arthropoda, Insecta, Diptera, Sciaridae. Gene Ontology annotation, biological process: neuron differentiation; regulation of transcription by RNA polymerase II. Gene Ontology annotation, molecular function: DNA-binding transcription factor activity, RNA polymerase II-specific; RNA polymerase II transcription regulatory region sequence-specific DNA binding. The record is from RefSeq and is a predicted model, not a curated record.